Molecule: messenger RNA, 3898 nt
Organism: Vespa velutina
Lineage: Eukaryota; Metazoa; Arthropoda; Insecta; Hymenoptera; Vespidae
Product: inactive serine/threonine-protein kinase TEX14-like
Exons: 12
Coding region: 506-3616 (1036 amino acids)
Biological process (GO): male meiotic nuclear division; mitotic spindle assembly checkpoint signaling; attachment of spindle microtubules to kinetochore
Cellular component (GO): kinetochore; midbody; intercellular bridge
Molecular function (GO): ATP binding; protein kinase activity
Source: RefSeq, a predicted model, not a curated record
GAGAGAGAAAGAAUCAAAAGUAUUAAACUUCUUUCUCUCUCUCUCCCUCCCUCCCUCCCACCAAUCGGCCCUCUCCCCCUCUUCACCCUGAAUAUCAACAGAAAUCCCGCAACUUCUCUUGAAGAGCAAAUAAGCAAGAGGUAGGUGGGGAGGAGGGGGUGGACCGUAGAUAAAAGUGGGGAAGAGAGAGAGAAAGAGCGAGAGAGAAAGAGAAAGAGAGAAAGAGAGAAGAGCAAACGUUGGUAGUGCGAACAAAUGUUUGGAAACGUACUGUCAGACGAUCGCGAAGUGUCGCGAGACAAGGAGAAGGAGAUCCGUUACGCGUUCUUCUGCUUCUUAUUAUCGUUUUUAUUUUUUUCCCUAAUAACAUUACUACCUUCUAUCACAAAGUUAAAAAGAAAAAAUAAAAAACGGAAUAAAGUAUCAUCGGUCAAUCGAUUGAAAAUAUAUCAUAAUCGACAUAUUAAAAAAAGACGUAUUCGCUUUGUGCCGUUUCAAUUACGUUAUGGGAAUGUUAGGAGUAUUUAAGUGGCUCCGAAAAGAUAUUGGCUAUCGGGAUAGAAGCAGACGUAGUUUGUCGAGACAAUCAACCUUUUCGAAUGAAUCUUAUCGGAACGCAUUACAAGCGUUCGUAGAUCGUCGAAGAUUUUCAACGACUAUGUUAGACGCAACAUCGCAAAAUAAUUUAGACGUAAAUGGUGGUGUUAGUUUGUUAACGGAAAAUGGUAAAGAUGUGGAGAACGAUAAUGAAAAUUGUAACAAGGAAAAAACGGUACAACAACAACAACAACAACAACAAGAAGAAGAAGAAGAAGAAGACAAUUCGAUAUUAUUAUUGGAUGUACCAAACGUAACAGCUUCAGAGAUCUUUGAGAUUGGUUUGGUCGCCGGAACGGAGGAUCGAUAUUUGGAAUUGAUAUAUGCCGAAUGGGAAAAUACACGGAUCUCGUUAAAGAGGCAAACGCAUCCGGAAUGUCGAAACGCGGUCAAAACCGACAUGGAAAUUCUCACAAAAAUUCGACAUCCAAACAUAGUGAUGUUAAUGGCGAUGACGCAUACGGAGGAUUACGGGCUCGUAUCGAUUCUCGAACCUGUUGACUGUACCCUUUACAAUUACAUGCACGAGCAAGGCGAACGAAUUUCCGUUCGAGAGAUGGCAAGGUUCGCCGGUAAACUGGCUGAUGCACUUAGGCAUGCACACAUGCGUGGUUACGUUCAUAGUGCUAUUAGUUCGCAUUGCGUUUAUCUCGCCUUUGGCGAAACUGUUAAACUAGCAGGAUGGGAAUUGGCAAUCAACUUGGCUAAACCAAAGCCCAAACAAGAGUACGAGGAUAUUUUACGUAGUGAAAUAUUUAGAUGGCAAGCACCGGAAUUAUUUUCUGGUAUAUCUUGCAAAGAGAGCGACGUUUAUGGGCUUGCCUUACUUAUAUGGGAAAUGUGCACGACGCAUGUACCAUGGAGUGGCUGCAACAUAUCAGAAGUCAAGAAACAGUAUCUACAAUUGAAACAUAGUAUUCCCAUAGAUUUAUGCAAUUCCAUACCUUUAAUUAAUAGUUUAUUAGAAAUUGCUUUACAAAUUGAUAUCGCCAAACGAAAUAUCGAUAUUAAUAAAAUACGUAGAUUGUUGCAAAGUCUUGAGAUACAAUACGAGCAUAAGGAUCCCGUAUAUGUCGAUGAAUGCAAAAAGGACAAAACAGAAAUAAAUAAGACAAAUGUAACACCAAUUGUCGAAAAAUCAAUUAAAACAGAUCAUCAUAAAAUCCCUUCACAAACUAAUUUAACCGAAGAAUGUUUGGAUCUUACGACAAAUAAAAACAUUUUGGAUCCUACGAAAAGUAAGGAAUAUUAUAAUUCUAUGAAAACUAAACAAUAUUUGGAUCCUACAAGAACUAAGAUUCGUACAUGUGACUCCGAAGUUCCCAUAAACUUACCUAGUACCACCAAUAUAAAAAAUACUUUAAUUCAAAAUGAACCAUCGAAGGAUUUGUACAAUAAUCAUAAAGAAAAUGAAUUGCAUUCUUUGGAUCGAGAAAAUAAAGAAAUAAAAAAGAAAAGUAACAAUGUGGAUUUGGAUAUGUCUAAAAUAAAAUCGUUCAAUACAUUUGCAAAGUCUCAACAAAUGAAAAAAUCUAUGACAUCGAAUAAUUUAUAUAAAAAAGUAAGAAUACCUAAGAACCUUUCGGAAUCUGAUAAUAGCUCUAUAUCAUCGUUAUCUCUUGGUGUUAACGAUCUUGUCGAAGAUAUUCCAAUUGAUGUAAAUGCACGUCUCAAUUUGCAACGUCUUAAAGAACUUCUUGCUAAUAGAAGAGAACGUUUUUUUAAUGGUAUCCGUUCGCCACAAUUGUUUGAACAAAGACAAAGUUUAAGAAAUUCGAUUAAGGACACGGAGCUAUUGUCCAAAGUGAAAAGUAAAGAUUACGAGCCGCAUAAACCCGCAAGUCAUAAAACAUGUUUAGAACCAAAAUUUAACAAAUCUCCUGGCUCAUAUGAUUCAUCUUACGUAUCACCGAGUCAAGCAACUCGCAAACAACCUUACUCGCAGAUGCCUGUCAAUAUUAAAAAUGCAAUAAUGCAACCACGGGUACUAAUCCCAGAUUCUCAAAACUUUUUCGAAUCAUCCUUAUGGAAAAAAGAAAAAGAAAUUUGUAUAUCGAAAAUGAGCAAAGGGGACAAAAAUGAAGUGCAAACAUCUGAAGAAAGUUCUGAAAAUAUUUCUACGAAAUUAAAUAUCAUAAAACAUUCAGAAAUAUGUAAUACAAAUAAAAAAUCAGAAACAAAUGUGCAAAAUAAUAGGGUACUUAUUGAAAAUAUACCUGAAUCGGAGGAAAUAGCAUAUAAUAAAAAUAACUCGUUACAAGUUCUGAAAGAUGCAUUAGAUCGAGCAACUGAAAUAAUUUGUUCGACGUCUACUCAAAAUGAUGCGAUUACAUCAUGCUUACCUUCACAAUCUUAUAAUAAUAUUAAUGAUAUAACAAAAAACACGUACAUUAAUAAACCUUUUAUCGAUAAAGCAUACGAUUUGACUUAUACCGACGAUAUAGAAGAAAUAAAAACUAAAAAGAAAAUGGACUAUAUAUGUAGAUCAUCUUUAUUAAAUAAAAAUAUGUCUGUCGAUAUUGAAACAUUGGAAAAUAAUGUUUAUGACUCUAAGACUGAUAUGAAUAAUUUUAUAAGUGAAGAUGGAAAAUAUGAAAAAAUUAUUCAACGUUUCAAAAAUCCAAUCCAUAAUUCUGAUACGAUAGAACAUAAUAAUAAAAAAGUAUCCAAUGAAAUUUCAUCCAAAGAAUUCUUUUCACCAAUAUCGAUUGAUGAAAAGCAUGAUUUUCAAUUGCCCUUUUCAUCGACAUUAGAUAAUAAUUGCAAAGCCUGUAAUAAUAAAAUGUCAUUACAAAGACGACGUUCUUUACCAGCUACAUUUCCACAUCCAAAAUUAGCAAAUAAUUUGCAAUUGGGCAAAUUACCGAUACGUAAGGCUGAUCAUUCAAUAAAUAGCUCUAUAGAGGAUUUCUAUAUUGACGAUGAUAAUUUAGAGUUGAUGAAUUUAAAUAUUAAUAUGUUGUUAUUGGACGAUGAAAUGUUCUAUGAUAAUUAUUUGUUUGAUAAACAAACAGUUUAAAAUCUUCUUUUAAGGCUGACAUUGGUUUAUUUUUUUUUUCCUUUUUUUUUUUUUUUUUUUUUUUUUUUCUUGUAUUCUAUUGAUUGAAUUUUAUUCACAAGUUUAGUUUUUUUUAUAGAUUUGACUAAUACUAAUAGUAAUUAGUAAACUUCAACAAUGGUUGGUAAACAAAGUAAAAAAAAGAAAAAAAAAAAAAAGAAGAAAAAAAAAGAAAAAGAAAAAAACAGAAAUAAGUGUUCAAGCUUUGUUCUUACUGUUAAAUAAACACUACCAAAAAACAAA